AUCAGUGAGCCUCUUCCAAUUCUUCAUAAAUACUAUCAGUUAGGAGAUAUUAUCAUUGGUGGAAUUUUGUCUCAGAUCUACAUAUUUUCAAACACAAUAACCUUUCAGGAACGACCUUCUACUGAACUUUUUUAUGAAACUGACCAUUUUAUUGCAAGCUGGACAUAUCAUGCCUCAAUGGAACUCUUCUCAACACAAGGCAAGUUCAUUCCUAACUACAAGUGUGAUACAGAGAACAAUCCAGUAUCAGUCAUUGGAGGGCCUAAUUCAGAAAUCUUUAUCCACAUGUCAGCUAUCCUGUCCAUUUACAAGGUUCCACAAUUCACCUAUGGUUCUUCUGCUGAUUUAAGUAGGAAAACUCAGAUUGCUUUGUACCACCAGAUGUUCCCAAAUGUCAACAGACAAUGCAGAGGAAUUCUUCAGUUACUCUUACAUUUCCAGUGGAGGUGGAUUGGGGUAUUAUAUGACAAUGAUGACAAUGGAGAGAGGUUUAUUCAGAAAGUUAUUCCCAUGUUUUCCAAGAAAGGAAUCUGUUUUGAUUUCAUUGAAAGAUUCCCAAUAAUCACUUUUGUUGAUAACUUUGAUAAGAUGGUGACAGAAGGAUUUCAAACAUACCAUGUUGUAACAGAAAGCACUGCUAAUGUUUCUAUUAUUUAUGGUGAUAUUAAGACCAUGGUAUUUAUAAGGAUGUUUCCCACCAUAUUAAAAUAUGAGAAUAUCGCAGAAAUAGCAGUAUCCAAAGUUUGGGUUAUGUCAGCUCAGAUGGAAUUCACAUCUCUUCCCUUUCAAAAGCAUGAGAAUAUAGACUUCCUCCAUGGUGCUCUCAGCUUUGCAAUCCAUUCAAAGGAGAUAUUAGGAUUCCAGGAGUUUCUUCAUAUGAGAAAACUUAUCUUGGUAAAAGAAGACAGAAAUGAUUUUAUUCAGCCCUUCUGGGAAGAAGCAUUUGAAUGUUUGUUUCCUGGAUCCACAUUGGACAGUCAAGCCACAGUGACCUGCACUGGUGUAGAGAAGCUGGAGACACUUCCUUCAUCUGUUUUUGAAACAAGCAUGACUGCCCAUAGCUACAGUAUUUAUAAUUCAGUCUAUGUUGUGGCAUAUGCUUUGUAUGCUAUGCUUUCAUUGGAAGUCAAGAAGACAUCAAGGGUUCAUAAAGGAAGACAGAUCUUCAAUCAACUUGCCUGGAAGCUGAACUAUUUUGUGAGACAUGUCUUCUUUAAUAACAGUGUUGGGGAAACACUUUACUUCUCUCCAAAUGGGGAACUGGAAACUGGAUUUGAUAUCAUCAAUUGGGUUAUAUUCCCCAACCAAUCCUUCUUUAGAGUCAAAGUUGGACAGCUACAACCCCUGUCUUCUAAAGAAGAAAUGUUCACUAUUUCAGAGAAAACCAUAAUGUGGACACACAGGUUUAAUCAGACACAGCCCCCUUCUCUUUGCAAUCCCAGUUGCCAUUCAGGUUAUAGCAAGGUCAAACAAGAAGGAAAGCCAUUUUGCUGUUAUCAUUGUAUACCUUGUCCAGAAGGGAAGAUUUCAAAUCACAAGGACAUGGACAACUGCUUGCAAUGUCCACAAGAUCAUUAUCCCAAUGAGGAUCAAGAUUUCUGCAUUCCAAAAUAUGUAACAUUUUUGUCCUAUGAAGAACCUUUGGGGAUCACCUUCACCAGCUUUAUUAUUUCCUUUUCAGUCAUUACUAUUUUGCUGCUCUGGCUUUUCAUUAAACAUAAUGACACCCCUAUUGUGAAAGCCAACAAUGAGACCCUCACCUAUAUUCUUCUCAUCUCCCUCCUACUUUCAUUUCUUUGCACCUUGCUAUUUAUUGGCCAGCCUCAUCAAUGGACGUGUCUUCUUCGGCAAGUUACUUUUGGCAUCAUCUUCUCCAUGACAAUUUCUAGCAUUUUGGCAAAGACUAUCAUAGUAAUUCUAGCUUUCAUGACUACCAAGCCAGGGUCAAGAAUUAGAAAAUGGAUGGGAAAGAGACUAGGUCUUUCUAUUGUCCUUUCUUGCUCUUUUAUUCAAACCAUUAUUUGUAUUGUAUGGCUAUCAAUCUCACCUCCAUUCUUAGAUGUUGACAUGUAUUCCAUGCCAAAGGAAAUUGUAUUGAUGUGUAAUGAAGGGUCAACCAUCAUGUUCUACUGUGUCCUUGGUUUUAUGGGUUUCCUGGCAGCUAUCAGCUUCAUGGCGGCUUACCUGGUCAGAAAGUUACCUGACACAUUUAAUGAAGCCAAAUUUAUUACCUUUAGCAUGCUGUUGUUUAGCAGUGUUUGGCUCACCUUUGUUCCAACAUACUUGAGCACAAAGGGGAAAUAUAUGGUGGCCAUGGAGAUAUUUUCAAUUUUGUGCUCCAGUGGUGGACUACUGGCUUGUAUUUUCUUCCCCAAGUGUUAUAUUAUGAUAAGAAAACCAGAACUGAACAGUAAGGUACAACUAAGAAGAAUAACAAUGUAG
This is a messenger RNA of Notechis scutatus (mainland tiger snake), 2442 nucleotides long. RefSeq names its product vomeronasal type-2 receptor 26-like. The record is from RefSeq and is a predicted model, not a curated record. Gene Ontology annotation, molecular function: G protein-coupled receptor activity. Gene Ontology annotation, biological process: G protein-coupled receptor signaling pathway. NCBI's taxonomy places the organism in Eukaryota, Metazoa, Chordata, Lepidosauria, Squamata, Elapidae. Gene Ontology annotation, cellular component: plasma membrane.